AUGCACAAGGACAUGCAGUUUGAUGAUGACUACGAUGGGGUGGGACGCUGGGAGACAAAGAAACGCCGCUCUGAGGUCAGCAAGGAACUGUUGCAUACAUUUGAUCCUCACUUUGUGUACAGAGCCUUGAAAGACUCUGAUACGGAGAUGUUCAUGAGAUGGGACAAGCUGAGUGACAUGUUGACAGACUACAUCGCGGAUCGCUCGGAGACGAGUUACCUCAGUCUCACCCCCGUGGCCCACUUCUGGCGGAAGUUGGUGGAGAGGUUCCCUGAGCUGGUGGAUUUCCUGGCCAUGACUGACGAGACCACUCGGGACAAAUUCAAGUCGUUUGCCACAAAGCUGUAUAACGACUUUUACCUCAAAAAGAAGGUUGAAAGGGGACCAAUAUACAAGAUGCUCAACUGGCGUGAUAGGGCCCCUCUAGCACAGUGGCUUGCCAUGGCAGAAGAGGAAGAUCUACAGUUUUUCAAGGAGUUAAUUAUAGAUAUGUACAAAUCACAGCACCCCAAGGCAGCUGAGGAAAUGGAAAGAAAGAUUCAAGAGCAAGGCAGCCACAAGGUUGCAGACCCACAGGAUUGUAACCAGAAGAUGUCUGCACUGUGCAAGUUCUGCUGUGUGCACAACUUCACUCGCGUGCUGUCAGACAAGAGCCAAAUUCUGGAAGAAAUAAGCGAGAGGCUGGGUCCCCUGAGGCACAGCGCCCAAAAGAAGAUAUUGACACAAGCCAUAGUUGCCACAGCAGCCGUCAAGUUCAAGGCUGGAUCCAAAAUGGCGGCUGUGGGGACAGAUGCUGUUGGGAAGUCGGAUGGGCAGGACUACCCACUCCCAUCGAGAAGAGGACAAGAUGGGAAGAUGGAAGGAGGUGGUCGCAUGGCUGGCUGUGGCAAGUCAGUUGCAGGGAAGCCAAACCGGGAGAUCAUAUCAUGCUCCUUUUCUUCAGAGGAAAGUUUCCAGGGUGCAGUGGCCAACGACAGAACUGUGGCCAUGCACGGAAUUGAUCCCCUGAUUAACUGUAGUGCUGCCUAUGCGUUUGAGGACUGGGAUGCCAGGACCAGGGCCGCUGAACCGCAGGGGCCAUCGAGCAGGCGCGUGGAACAGGGAGCUAUGGGUGAUGUGGAAAGCGCUGCAGAGAGAGCGGGCACAAAGGGAACGCAAAGCACUACACAGGAUCAGUUGUCGCCUCAGAAUCAGGCAACGAGAGGUGAACGACUCCCAGAAGUGGAUAAUAGAGGGAGGCCACAGGAGAGACGGCGGCAGCACUCUGGUAAUUUCGCCUUGACUGUGCUUGUUGAGGACGCCCGUUAG
Ostreobium quekettii is the source of this 1308-nucleotide messenger RNA. NCBI's taxonomy places the organism in Eukaryota, Viridiplantae, Chlorophyta, Ulvophyceae, Bryopsidales, Ostreobiaceae. The record is from the annotation of a GenBank genome assembly.